AUGCCUCUUAUGAUGUUCAGUAUUCGUUAUACAUGUCUGGUGCUGGUCACCACCCUCGUAGCCCUAGGUGUGGCUGCACCAAUGAGACAUGUUGCCAGAGACGUCUCGACGGCGGCCCUGACGCAGCUGGACCUGUUCGCCGAGUACUCCGCCGCCGCAUACUGCACCGGUAACCUCAACACCACCGGCACAAAGGUCGUCUGUCCCGCCGGCAACUGUCCGCAGGUGGAGGCGGCGGACACAACCUCCCUGAAGGAGUUUCUCGCCGACGGCCAAUACGGCGAGCUGGCCGGGUACCUCGCCGCCGACUCCACGAACAAGCUGAUCGUCCUGAGUUUUCGCGGGAGCCGCUCGCCCGCGAACUGGAUCGCCAACCUCGACUUCAUCUUUGACGAUGCGGACGAGCUCUGCGCCGACUGCAAGGUGCACGGCGGGUUCUGGAAAGCCUGGCACACGGUCUCCGACGCGCUGAAGGCGGAGAUCCAGAAGGCGCGCACCGCGCACCCGGACUAUAAACUGGUGUUUACGGGGCAUAGUCUGGGCGCUGCGAUUGCGACGCUGGGCGCGGCCGAGCUGCGCACCACGGAGAAGUGGGCUAUUGAUGUGUAUUCGUAUGGCUCGCCGCGCGUUGGAAACCUUGAGCUGGCCGAGUACAUCACCUCCCUCGGGGCGAUCUACCGCGCCACUCAUACCAACGAUAUUGUGCCCCGACUGCCCCCGGAGGCUGUCGGGUACCGCCAUCCCAGCCCAGAGUACUGGAUUACCAGUGCGAAUGGCGUAGAGCCCACGACGGCGGAUGUCAAGGUGAUUGAGGGGGUGGGAUCGAGAAAGGGGAAUGCGGGCGAGGCGUCGCCGGAUGCGUCAGCGCAUUCGUGGUACUUUGGGGAUAUUUCUGAGUGUCAGUGA
Molecule: messenger RNA, 906 nt
Organism: Aspergillus terreus NIH2624
Lineage: Eukaryota; Fungi; Ascomycota; Eurotiomycetes; Eurotiales; Aspergillaceae
Product: lipase family protein
Exons: 4
Coding region: 1-906 (301 amino acids)
Biological process (GO): lipid catabolic process
Source: RefSeq, a predicted model, not a curated record